Molecule: messenger RNA, 621 nt
Organism: Erythranthe guttata (spotted monkey flower)
Lineage: Eukaryota; Viridiplantae; Streptophyta; Magnoliopsida; Lamiales; Phrymaceae
Source: RefSeq, a predicted model, not a curated record
AUGGUGAUGUGGAAGAUCUGGGAAUUACGGAAUAAGAAACUUCAUGGAGAGAAAGAUAUUUUAUUGGGUGAUCUUGUGAAUUGGUGCAGGAGUUACCUCUCGACUUUCCAACGGACAUGUACCAAGGCCUUACAUGGUACAGUACCCUUCCACUCGGCUUCUUGGAAUCCGCCUGAGUUCGGCUGUGUAAAAGUAAAUUUCGACGUAGCUUUUCCACGGGGUGGAAACUACUAUGUCAUGGCAAAUAUUGCUAGAGAUUACAAUGGGAAAUGUCUAUGGUGGAGUACUAAGAAGAUUCUAGGUCGUCCACUACCUAUCGAGGGCGAGGCGCAUGCUGCAUUGUUUGCAUUAGUGAAGGCCAAGAAUAUGAGUGUGGUAACGGUAGUGAUCGAAGGAGAUAAUCUUCAAGUUAUCAACACCCUCCAGGACAUAUCCCAGUCGCAUACCUCUUAUGGAGCUUUUGUCGAAGAAGGCCAUCGUAUUGCUAGAUAUUUUAAUUCUUGUUCAUUUUCUUUUGUUAAGCGUUCGGGCAAUAUGCUUGCCCACGCUCUGGCAACAAACUAUGACUCGAGUUGUAAUGAGGGACUUGUUUUGCCUUCGGAUUUGGCUAGUAUAGCCUAA